UACAAAUAUAUCUUCCAUUGCGGAAGAAAAUGGCAGCCGGUGGCAAGCUGGAAAAUUUUUUAGCCAUAAUAUUGCACUAUGAAACAGUAAAAAUAGUAGACAUUAAAAAUAAAAAAGUUGGCGCACUAUAUAGAUUUAUACAGCUUGUUAUUCUUGCAUAUAUUAUUGGAUAUGUUAUUGUUUACAAGAAAGGCUACCAAGAAGUUAGUGAUUGUAUUAGUUCUGUAUCGACCAAGCUGAAGGGAACUGCAUAUGUCGAUUUUAAAGAUUUUUAUUCACCACUAUUUCAAGGGAUUCAGGUUUACGAUCCUGCAGAUUAUGUUAUUCCAGCGCAGGAAAACAAUGCAUUCUUUGUGAUGACCAACAUGAUUAUUACACCAAAUCAAACGCAAAGCAAAUGUCCAGAGGAUCCAAAAUUUAAAGAUAAUUUGUGCACAACGAAGGAUGACUGCGAAGCUCUGGUACCUGUUAAAAAUGGAAAUGGGGUUAGGACUGGAGAGUGUGUAAAGUCAGAUCGUAAUUCAUCGAUACAUGUUUGUGAAAUAUAUGGUUGGUGUCCUACCGAAAUUGAUGAGUUACCUAUGCCUGGGUACAACUUUAGCCAUUCCAUACCUUUAUUGGAUUUAGCAAAAGAUUUUACAGUGUUGCUGAAAAACCAAGUUAGUUUUCCAAAGUUUGAUGUGCAAAGGAGAAACAUUAUCACCCAUAACAAUAGCAACUACUUAAAAAACUGCACGCACGGUCCGGAUAACAGAUUGUGUCCAAUAUUCAAGUUGAGUGAUAUUGUGAGUGCUUGUGGUGAAAACUUCACACACGUUGCAUAUCAGGGUGCAUCCUUUGGUAUAAUAGUCAACUGGGACUGUAACCUCGACCACUCUAUUGAUUCCUGCUUACCUAGUUAUCGGUUUAAAAGACUAGAUGACCCUACUGUCCCUAUAGCACCAGGCUAUAACUUCAGAUACGCUCAACAUUAUGUACAGAAUAAUUCACGCUACAGAAUACUAACGAAGGCUUAUGGAUUGAAAUUUGAAAUAUUAGUUCAUGGAAAAGCGGGAAAAUUUAGUCCAGUACCUUUGUUUACGAAUCUUGGAGCUGGACUUGCUCUUUUGGGAAUAGCUUCAAUAUGGUGCGAUUUCAUUGUUAUGUAUCUGUUGAAGAAGAGAAAAGUAUACAAAGAACACAAGUAUUUGAAAAUAGAGGAUGAUACCCCCGUCCACUCUGAAGAUGAAUACGAUGUUCACGAAGAACGAAAGCCUUUAACGUUGGAGGACUAAAAGGCGGUGCCAGCUUAGCGCAUGUAUUGUAAAGUGCGAAUUAAAAACGCAAAAUAAUGAUAAAGAAAUGGAAAUAAUUAGAAAAGUAUUUAUAAAUUUUAUAAUUUUUUUGGACCCCUCCAAAAGUAAUUUGCGUUAUUAUGUUUUUUUCUUUUUCUCCUUUCUGUUCGUAAUGUUUUUUAUUUUUUUCUUUCUUGCAGUAGUAUUGUUAUUUUGGGGAAAUAAAGACACACAAUCGAAGGCUUUUUAUAAGUUAACUUUUAUUAGGGCCAAACUUAUUUAGAAUUGGAUUUUGAUAUGAAAACAUAAUGUCAAGCCUCGGGUAUUAGAUAAUAAUAUGUUAGCAUUUAGAUGAUUUUUCUCUUUAUAACAUCGUUAGCAAGUCGAAAAGUGAAAAUAUUUUUUUUCUACUCGACUAUAUUUGUAUAUUUUUAUUUUUAAGGAUACUGUAAUACUUAUAGGCCUUAUCUUUUUAAAAAAAUUCGGCAUAGUUGAUAGAGUCUUAUAAAUUUUUUUUACUAAUCAGGUCAUAAAAAAAUCCAUUUUUUACGACAUAUAGGAGGCUUAAAAUUUUCGACACAUCCCUCCACGAUACGUAAAACAGGCGGGUUACGCGAAAAAACGAGCCUACUUAAACAAAGCAUUGUUGCUAUGACAAUGCAGAACAGAUUGAUGGAAGGUGUUUUUGUGAAAAAAUGAAUGUGUAGAUUAUUGGUGACUUGGAAAAAAGUAAUUUAAACCAUCUUUGAAACAAAUGUUUUUUUUUAUAUAUAUCUUUUUUAUCUUAAAUAUUGGGAGAUUAUUUUGUAAAAAUAAAUUUGUAUUUCUUAAAUUUAAGAAGAUAUAUUUAUUGUUAAUUUUU
Molecule: messenger RNA, 2136 nt
Organism: Hydractinia symbiolongicarpus
Lineage: Eukaryota; Metazoa; Cnidaria; Hydrozoa; Anthoathecata; Hydractiniidae
Product: P2X purinoceptor 4-like
Exons: 12
Coding region: 30-1274 (414 amino acids)
Biological process (GO): monoatomic cation transmembrane transport; response to ATP
Cellular component (GO): plasma membrane; nuclear inner membrane
Molecular function (GO): extracellularly ATP-gated monoatomic cation channel activity; purinergic nucleotide receptor activity
Source: RefSeq, a predicted model, not a curated record